AUGAAAAAAAUUACAUCACGUUGGGUACCCCAUCAACUAACUGAUGAACAAAAGCAAGAACGUGUUAAACUUUGUCGUGAAAAUUUGGCGAAAUUCCGUGAUGGUUCUUGGCGAUUAUGUGAUGUUAUAACAGGUGAUGAGACGUGGAUUUACCACAGGCAGUUUCAUCGCAAGUCAACAAAUGCAAGCUGGGUUGGCGAAGAUGAAUCACCAACCACUAUUGUUCGUCGAGGUAAAUUUGAACCAAAAAAUUUAUUUUCUAUUUUCUUUAAAUCAAAUGGUCCUGUUCUUAUACAUGCUGUUGACGAAGGCAAGACUAUAGAUCACAACUAUUAUAUUGAAAAUUGCCUCAAGCCUGUCGUGAAGGCAAUAUGGAAACAAAGAAAGUCAGCAGGUACAAAAGGCAUAAAAUUGCUCCAAGACAAUGCUCGACCCCAUAUUCAUUCCGAUGUUAUUAAUUAUUUAACAGAAGAAGGUAUUAUUAUAAUGUCGCAUCCACCAUAUUCACCUGACCUUGCACCAUGUGAUUAUUGGCUAAAUGAUUAA
Rotaria sp. Silwood1 is the source of this 546-nucleotide messenger RNA. NCBI's taxonomy places the organism in Eukaryota, Metazoa, Rotifera, Eurotatoria, Philodinida, Philodinidae. The record is from the annotation of a GenBank genome assembly.